CUGUAGGAAAGUGAUCGGUGACAAUAACGUGCAAGUUAGCACCACACCCCUGUUACCGCAAAACUCGUAAUCUAGCCGAUAGUAAGUUUUAUUGCAUUGUAUUUUUAUUAUGCACCUGUGGUUUUGUAAUUCUAUAUUGUAUGGUCUUUUAAAUGGACUGAUGUGUGAUAUGGCCACAAUUAAAUAGAUUUUCUACCAUUAUGUUGUAUAGAUCUGGGGAGAUUCAUAUUUAAGUGGCAAUUAUAACACCCAAAGCGCUAACUGUACUAAAUGCUUGUGCUUAAUGAAUAGCACAUAUGUAAUAACCUAAUCAGCUGAUCUGUAUCACAUGAAUUGUUAUGUGUGCCUUUAAUUAUACCAUACGUACAGUUAAUCAGAACCAUUAUUUAUUAUUAUCUGUCUAAACCAUUUAAUAUACUUUUUAAAGACACGGCCAGAGCACUGAGAGAUAUCGGGUAUUGUUGUAACUGGAGUGAAUAAGGGAACCUUCUUCCUGAGCACAGACAUUGGAGCCUGUUAUCAGCAUGAACUCAUAUGUGUUAGACAAACACAUCAAUAGUUCAUAUCUAUCCUUCACUACAGGAAACAUCAGAAUGAUACCACAAACUCCAAUAGUCUUAGACACUAAUGACUAUUCACAAACAUUGGGGAUAUCACAGCAGAUAUUUAGAGAAGAUGGUGAAUUGGAAGGAACUGGGCAGCAAUCAUUAUGUACAGAGAGUAAUUUAGUCAUCAAAGAAGAGGACAACAUUUAUGAGUUAUCUAGUGAAAUUAUUAUCCCCGAGGAAAAAACACACACAUUUACUGAGUUUUCAAAACAUAUUAAAGAAGGGAAAAGUCUACAGUCUAACCAAAUGAUUCAUACAAAGGAGAAACCUUUCAAAUGUACAGAAUGUGAGAAAAGCUUUAGGAGGAAGUCUCAUCUACUAGAACACUACACAGUUCACACAGGUGAGAAACCACACACAUGUACUGAGUGCGGCAAAUGUUUUACACAAAUGGGUCAUCUGAAAAAUCAUAAAAAAAUUCACACAGGAGAAAAGCUGUUCACAUGUACAGAGUGUGGAAAAAGUUUUACACAAAUAAAUAAUCUGAAAACUCAUGAAAGGAGUCACACAGGAGAAAAGCCGUUCACAUGUACAGAGUGUGGAAAACGUUUUACAGUAAAGAGUAGUCUGGAAAGUCAUGAAAGGAUUCACACAGGAGAAAAGCCUUUCACAUGUACAGAGUGUGGAAAAAGUUUUACAGAAAAAGGUAAUCUGAAAAGUCAUGAAAGGAUUCACACAGGAGAAAAGCCUUUCACAUGUACAGAGUGUGGAAAAAGUUUUACAGUAAAGAAUAGUCUGAAAAGUCAUGAAAGGUUUCACACAGGAGAAAAACCUUUCACAUGUACAGAGUGUGGAAAAAGUUUUAGAGCAAUGAGUAAUCUGAAAAGUCAUGAAAGGUUUCACACAGGAGAAAAACCUUUCACAUGUACAGAGUGUGGAAAAUGUUUUAUAUAUAUGAGUGAUCUGAAUAUUCAUGAAAGGAUUCACACAGGAGAAAAACCUUUCACAUGUACAGAGUGUGGAAAAUGUUUUACAUCUAUGAGUAAUCUGAAUAAUCAUGAAAGGAUUCACACAGGAGAAAAACCUUUCACAUGUACAGAGUGUGGAAAAAGUUUUACAAAAAAGAGUCAUCUGAAAACUCAUGAAAGGAUUCACACAGGAGAAAAGCCUUUCACAUGUACGGAGUGUGGAAAAAGUUUUACAGUAAAGAGUCAUCUGAAAACUCAUGAAAGGAUUCACACAGGAGAAAAGCCUUUCACAUGUACAGAGUGUGGAAAAAGUUUUACAGCAAUGAGUAAUCUGAAAAUUCAUGAAAGGAUUCACACAGGAGAAAAACCUUUCACAUGUACAGAGUGUGGAAAAUGUUUUAUAUAUAUGAGUGAUCUGAAUAUUCAUGAAAGGAUUCACACAGGAGAAAAACCUUUCACAUGUACAGAGUGUGGAAAAUGUUUUACAUCUAUGAGUAAUCUGAAUAAUCAUGAAAGGAUUCACACAGGAGAAUAGCCUUUCACAUGUAUAGAGUGUGGAAAAAGUUUUACAGUAAAGAGUAGUCUGAAAAGUCAUGAAAGGAUUCACACAGGAGAAAAGCCUUUCACAUGUACAGAGUGCGGAAAAAGUUUUACAAAAAUGCAUCAUCUGAAAAAACAUGAAAGGAUUCACAAGGGAAAAAAACCUUUCACAUGUUUAGAAAGUGGAAAAAGAUUUUUAUUGAAAUCAGGUAUCACAAAACACCAACGGGUAGAUUUAGAGUACUUCCUAAAAACUGCUCUUGACACAACAAUACCCAGAAGUUACACCUCAGCUGAUGCCGAAGAUCCAUAUAUCCACACGGGACUUAAACCAAAGUCCAGCUUCUAUCCCACCUAUGCCAAAGGAAAUGCUAUUGACGCAUUUGAAAUCAUGGUCACCAAAGAUAUUAGAGAUGUCAAACAAAAGAGUUUGAAAAGGAUCAAACACAACCUAACCAAACAACAUAUAGAGACCAUCAGGAAACUUGAGGCGAACAACCAACUAACGAUUAAGCCAGCCGAUAAAGGCGGGGGCAUCGUUAUUCUCGACAGGGAGAAAUACAAUGCAGAGAACCAACUUUGGGCGGCUGCUGAAGUGCCGUUAUUAUACAGUUAUGCCAGCGUUUUGAGGAGGGGAGAAGCCGAGGAGCGACUAGCAAUAGCAAGCAACUGCACUAUGAGCUUGGAGACACACGCUGAGGCCAGUCAGGGAACACCGGUUGAUACAUGCAAUGAAAUGCAGACAGCAAUUGAUAAAGAUUCAGAUAGAGAAAUAAGCAAUAGAAAAACCUCUUACGAGGGUAUAGAUAAGAAUGUAACAUCCCACACUGAAACAUUAAAUUAUAGAGUAAGGUCACAUGACCUAUUGGGAGAAAUAGAGACUACUCAACAUAGUAUAGAAGACGUUACAUCACUAUUGAGAACUCUGGAAAAAUUGCUGAUUAGUGACGUAAAAGAGUGGCAGGACUUAACCCUUUUGGAUAACUGCGUACUUCAUAAUAUUAUUCCAAGAGGGUUGAGAAUAUUCAAGUAUCCUGCUUUCAAUCUUGAUGAUGUUGAAUUCUCCUCAGAGUGGGAUAGUAUUUUACAUGAGUGCUCCAUGAAAUUAAUUAAGCUUUUGAUUAAAUAUAGGGAAAUGAGAGUAAAAAACUUAAAAACUGAAAUUGAUAAAUUAGAGAAUAAGAUUACACCACAGUUAAAUGAAGAAAAAGUUUGUACAUUACAUAAGAACAUAAUAGCUAGAACAAAUGCAUUUAAUUUGGAAAUAAGAGGCAAAAAAGCACAAAAACUAAAGAGAGAUAUAGAGGAUUAUAAGAAAGAGGAUUUAUUUCCUCUAAAAAAUAAAAAGAAGGGAGGGAACAAAAUUAGAAGCAUAACAGAACCAAAUAAGAUCGUAGCUAAAAAUGAUGUAGCGGAAAAAUUGAGUUCAGAACAAAAUAAAAAAGCAGAUAACAAAAUACCAGUAAAUAAGGAGAAUACGUGGGAAUUAGUAGGUCCAAAUGAGCGAGAGGUGAGCUGCCAUGCUGCCUGGCAGGUUUAUGAGGAGAAACCUUUCAAAUGUACAGAAUGUGAGAAAAGCUUUAGAUGGAAGUCUCAUCUACUAGAACACCACAAAAUACACACAGGUAAGAAACCACACACAUUUACUGAGUGCGGCGAAUGUUUUACACAAAUGGAUCAUCUGAAAACUCAUAAAAAGAUUCACACAGGAGAAAACCCGUUCACAUGUACAAAGUGCGGAAAAAGUUUUACACAAAAGUCUAAUCUGAAAACUCAUAAAAAGAUUCACACAGGAGAAAAGCCUUUCACAUGUACAGAGUGCGGAAAAUGUUUUACACAAAUGGGUCAUCUGAAAACUCAUAAAAAGAUUCACACAGGAGAAAAGCCUUUCACAUGUACAGAGUGUGGAAAAAGUUUUACACAAAAGGGUGAUCUGAAAAGUCAUGAAAGGAUUCACACAGGGGAAAAGCCGUUCACAUGUACAGAGUGUGGAAAAUGUUUUACAGGAAAGAGUAGUCUGAAAAGUCAUGAAAGGAUUCACACAGGAGAAAAGCCUUUCACAUGUACAGAGUGUGGAAAAUGUUUUACACAAAAGGGUUAUCUGAAAACUCAUGAAAGGAUUCACACAGGGGAAAAGCCGUUCACAUGUACAGAGUGUGGAAAAUGUUUUACACAAAAGGGUUAUCUGAAAGCUCAUGAAAGGAUUCACACAGGGGAAAAGCCGUUCACAUGUACAGAGUGUGGAAAACGUUUUACAGAAAAGAGUAAUCUGAAAACUCAUGAAAAGAUUCACACAGGGGAGAAACCUUUCGCAUGUACAGAGUAUGGAAAAAGUUUUAAACAAAUGGAUUGUCUGAAAAAGCAUGAAAGGAUUCACACAGGGGAAAAGCCGUUCACAUGUACGGAAUGUGGAAAAUGUUUUACAAAUAUGCAUCAUCUGAAAAGUCAUGAAAGGAUUCACAAGGGAAGAAACCUUUCCCAUUACAAAUGUGCAUUGGAAAGGUUAGAAUUGUCUCCUGUUUUAUCAGAAAAAGAUACAUGUGUAAACAGUAAUUAUGCUAAGGAAGAAAAGCAUGGUGUUUGUCAGAAAAGUGAAUCUAGCCAGACAGAGAAUGUAGUUGAACAUUCACAGAAAGAAAGAAAUGCUACAAUAACAACAGAUACAUUAGGAGAAGGUAAAUCCAAGCUACUGCCAUUGUUUCCUGUAAAUACUACAAUAGAGCUGGACAAUGCAAAUUGUAAAAAAACUAUUUCUACCAUGUGCCAGGAUAGAUUAGAAAGUCCACAAACAACAGGGUCUCAGACUAUUGGAGAAGAGAGUGUACAGACUCCCUCUGUGCUGACUAGUGCACCAGAAAAUCCAUAUAAAAAGUAUGCUAGGAAGAUAAAAACUUUAAUUCCACCAUUUGACCCACAAUUGCAUAUCCUGCAUAGUAUAUUUAAUUUUGAGCAACAUGUAGCACAGUAUAGCUUGGAUGAUCAGACUGCUUGUUAUCUAUUUAAGUUCUGGCUGCCAGCAUACUACAGUAAAGCACUGCAGCUUUUACAGCAGAAUGGGUUAUGGGCUGACAAAGAGACACGUGCUAACAUGUUGUUAGAACUAACUGCUGUGGAUUUAACAGAUACAUCAUUUUUAGACACAGUAGUUCCCCACCCAAUGGAAGAGCCAUUUGCUUUCUGUAGUAAAUUUCAUCAAUUAUACUGUAAACUAAAAGGCACACCAAAUUUAGAGAUUGGAGAUCCCAGAAUGUUAAGAAUUCUAGCAGGAAAAUAUGAAGGCAUGGAUUUUGUUAAUAGGAAUUUACUGGCUCAUCAGUGUUGUGCAAUUCUUACGUAUCCUAAGAAAUUGGGAUUUCGGUAUAUUUUCUUUCCACCUAGUAAGGUGGCAGCUAUCUGCAUGAAUGAAGUUGUUAGAAUCUACUUCUUUGAAAAAGGAAACAAGGAUUCCGGUAUGGACCAAGGGGCUUUACAAGAGGUCACUUGCUUCUUGUGUUUUGACGCAAAUGUGGAACCACCAGUACCUUUCUGUUCCUCGUGUAUCCAGAGGACUAUAAGUUACAGAGAACAGAUUUUAUCUGAGCAAGAUUUUGCUGAGGCAGAUGUUGUCCAGGAAUCUAAUGCAGAUUUGUCACAUUUGUCUCCGCAAGCGUCCCAAAUUGUACAGCCCUUACAAGCAGUGCCCUGCGUUUCCACUAUAACUCCUGCUGGAUUUACUCUAGGAGACAUUGCUUCUGUCAUGUCUUCUACUAUUUCUGAUGCUUUGUCUGCAAGAGGUAAAUCAGAUCAGGCGUUUAUGAUAGAAAUAACAAGCCACAACAUGGAUCCAGCAGACCUUGUUAAACAUGUUCAGGUUCUCACAGAUAGAGUAGAGACACUCACACAAGGGUUGUCUGAUGCGUUAAAAGAUGAACUGGCGAGAGUUCAGCUACCUGAAUCUCUUGAAGAUUUAAUUAACCUCUGUAUAGUUCUUGACAGAAGAAUUAGAGAAAGGAGAGUAGAGAGGUAUCAGUCAGAUCACUCAAUAAGAAAAACAUACACUCCAAACUACUCAGAACAUAGCAUUAAAGUUACUAAUAAAGACCCACCUGAGCCAAUGGACCUAGGAUUUAUUAGAGGACCCCUUGAACCAACAAGAGAAACAAAGAAGGACGCAGCAACAACCUGUGUAUGUACUGUGGAGCGCCAGAUCACACAGUUAAAGACUGCUCCCAAUUGCGCACAAGGAAGGGUCCUAUACAAUACCAAACUAUUCCCGCUAAGAGUUAUUUCCAAACAGAACCACACAGAAUAUAUAACAUUUGAUGUUAUACCUUCACCUCUUUAUCCUGUAAUACUUGGUAUUACCUGGUUAUCCUUACAUGACCCUAAUAUUAUUUGGUCAAACUCUACAACUGAGUUCACUUCAGAUUAUUGUAAAAAGACUUGUUUUCACUCUCAUGUUCUCUUAACUGACACAUCCUUAAUACCCCCACAAUAUCAGACAUUCUCUGAUGUUUUUGACAAAAAGGAGGCAGAAAAUUUGCCUCCUCAUAGAAAAUACAAUUGUCCAAUUGAUUUACUACCUGGAGUGGACAUUCCAUACGGGCAUAUAUUCCCUUUAUCAGAUUCAGAAUUAGAAUUCCUGAAAACAUAUUUGGAGGACAACUUAAAAAAAGGGUUUAUUAAACCUUCUACUUCACCUGCAGGAGCAGGAAUUUUCUUCGUUCGGAAUAAAGAUCAUAGCUUAAGACCUAUUGUUGAUUAUCGCGAACUUAACAAGCGCACUGUUAAAAACCGAUACCCUUUACCUCUAAUUCCUGACCUGAUUGAAAGGUUACAAGGUGCAAAAUUCUUCACAAAACUGGACUUGAGGGGUGCUUACAAUUUAGUUCGAAUCAAAUCAGGGCAUGAAUGGCUGACUGCCUUCCGUACCCGAUAUGGGCUAUACGAAUAUACGUCAACUGAUACCAAUAUACCAAAAACAGAACUUCAACUUCAAGAUGAUGGGUUGUAUUACCAUGAUCAUCAAAUAUAUGUACCGGAAUCUCUCCGUAAAAUGGUGCUUCAGACUUUACAUGAUUCAGCUCUUUCUGGACAUCCAGGAAACAUCAGAAUGAUACUGCAAACUCCAAUAGUCUUAGACACUAAUGACUAUUCACAAACAUUGGGGAUAUCACAGCAGAUAUUUAGAGAGGAUGGUGAAUUGGAAGGAACUGGGCAGCAAUCAUUAUGUACAGAGAGUAAUUUAGUCAUCAAACAAGAGGACAACAUUUAUGAGUUAUCUAGUGAAAUUAUUAUCCCCGAGGAAAAACCACACACAUUUACUGAGUUUUCAAAACAUAUUAAAGAAGGGAAAAGUCUACAGUCUAACCAAAUGAUUCAUACAAAGGAGAAACCUUUCAAAUGUACAGAAUGUGAGAAAAGCUUUAGGAGGAAGUCUCAUCUACUAGAACACUACACAGUUCACACAGGUGAGAAACCACACACAUGUACUGAGUGCGGCAAAUGUUUUACACAAAUGGCUCAUCUGAAAACUCAUAAAAAGAUUCACACAGGAGAAAAGCUGUUCACAUGUACAGAGUGUGGAAAAUGUUUUACACAAAAGGGUUAUCUGAAAAGUCAUGAAAGGAUUCACACAGGAGAAAAGCCUUUCACAUGUACAGAGUGUGGAAAAUGUUUUACAGAAAAGAGGGAUCUGAAAACUCAUGAAAGGAUUCACACAGGAGAAAAGCCUUUCACAUGUACAGAGUGUGGAAAAAGUUUUACAGAAAAGAGUCAUCUGAAAACUCAUGAAAGGAGUCACACAGGAGAAAAGCCUUUCACAUGUACAGAGUGUGGAAAAAGUUUUACAGUAAAGAGUAGUCUGAAAAGUCAUGAAAGGAUUCACACAGGAGAAAAACCUUUCACAUGUACAGAGUGUGGAAAAAGUUUUACAGCAAUGAGUAAUCUGAAAAGGCAUGAAAGGAUUCACACAGGAGAAAAACCUUUCACAUGUACAGAGUGUGGAAAAUGUUUUAUAUAUAUGAGUGAUCUGAAUAAUCAUGAAAGGAUUCACACAGGAGAAAAACCUUUCACAUGUACAGAGUGUGGAAAAUGUUUUAUAUAUAUGAGUAAUCUGAAUAAUCAUAAAAGGAGUCACACAGGAGAAAAGCCUUUCACAUGUAUAGAGUGUGGAAAAAGUUUUACAGUAAAGAGUAGUCUGAAAAGUCAUGAAAGGAUUCACACAGGAGAAAAGCCUUUCACAUGUACAGAGUGCGGAAAAAGUUUUACAAAUAUGCAUCAUCUGAAAAAACAUGAAAGGAUUCACAAGGGAAAAAAACCUUUCACAUGUUUAGAAAGUGGAAAAAGGUUUUUAUUGAAAUCAGGUAUCACAAAACACCAACGGGUAGAUUUAGAGUAUGGCGUUAGCCGUCAAAAGCAGCAUUAAGGGGUCCUAACGCUGCUUUUUACCGCCCACUGGUAUUUAGAGUCAGGCAGGAAUGGGUCUACCGCUCACUUCCUUUCUGCAACUCCAGGCUACCGCAGAUCCCCUUACGUCAAUUGUGUAUCCUACCUUUUCUAUGGGAUUUGCCUAAUGCUGGUAUUUGGAGUCUUGGAAGAACUGAGCGGUAGACCCUCUACCGACAAGACUCCUACCGCCAAUAAAAGUCAGUAGUUAAGAGCUUUAUGGGCUAACGCGGGAACAUAAAGCUCCUAACUACUGUGCUACAAAGUACACUAAACACCCAUAAACUACCUAUGUACCCCUAAACCGAGCCCCCUCCACAUCGCCAACCCUCUAAUAAAAUUUUUUAACCCCUAAUCUGCCGACCAGACACCGCCGCCACCUACAUUAUCCCUAUGAACCCCUAAUCUGCUGCCCCUAACAUCGCCGAAACCUAUAUUAUAUUUAUUAUCCCCUAAUCUGCCCCCCCACGUCGCCGCCACCUAACUACACUUAUUAACCCCUAAUCUGCUGACCGGACCUCGCUGCCACUAUAAUAAAUGUAUUAACCCCUAAACCGCCACACUCCCGCCUCACAAACACUAUAAUAAAUUUUAUUAACCCCUAAUCUGCCCUCCCUAACAUCACCGCCACCUACCUACAAUUAUUAACCCCUAAUCUCCCGCCAGCAACGUCGCCGCUACUAUAAUAACGUUAUUAACCCUUAAACCUAACUCCAAC
Bombina bombina (fire-bellied toad) is the source of this 9200-nucleotide messenger RNA. RefSeq lists its product as uncharacterized. The record is from RefSeq and is a predicted model, not a curated record. The transcript has 15 exons. Lineage: Eukaryota; Metazoa; Chordata; Amphibia; Anura; Bombinatoridae. Gene Ontology annotation, cellular component: nucleus. Gene Ontology annotation, biological process: central nervous system development; regulation of transcription by RNA polymerase II. Gene Ontology annotation, molecular function: RNA polymerase II cis-regulatory region sequence-specific DNA binding; DNA-binding transcription factor activity, RNA polymerase II-specific.